ACUAUGAUAUGUAUUUUAUUUGUCAUUUUUCUGUAUAUCAAACUGAGUUAAUGUUUGUCUGAACCAAGUGGCACUUUUCACAAUUUUAUCACGCUCAAGGCUUGUGGCAAGUUUUGAACCCAAGCCUAAGCCCCAAUUUUAUCACACUUGAUGUUUUACAAAUGCCCAUGUCUUAGCUGAGUUUUGGGUUUUGUUUUGUGAGGUUGCAUUCUCUUGACUAGUAUUGCUAAUAUCUGCAGACAGAAACAUGUUUUCAUGAUGAGCAUUAGCAUCAAAUCUAUUGUGGGACUCAUUUUCCCUGUGGUUGUUGAAAUAAUGGUGAUCAUAUCACUUUUUUUCAUUCACUGACUGCAAGGCAAAUGAGUCCCACAAUAAAGUUGAUGCCGAUGCUGAUCAUAGAAACAAGUUUGUGUCUGCAGAUAUUAGUGACACCAGUCAGGUGGAUACAACAGCGCUGUCAGAAAACAACAGCCAUUCUUCCUUCAAGGGACAUAAAUGGAACAAGAGAUUCAGAUCAUCCAGCUUCUAAUUACAUUGAAUCAAUCGGAGCCAGUGCAAGUGAUGCUGCACAACCUCACAUCCAUUCUAGUUUCUGUGAAAAGGAGACCCAAGACAUGGCAAUUGAUGGGCGAGGUGCUGCUUCUGUUAGUGGGGAUUCUUGUAUUGACAAGGACAGGUCAGAAACAGAGGGAACAAAGACUUCUCCUGAUGUGCAACCUACAGAAGGUUCGUGUGAGAGAAUCACUGCAUCAGGCAUUGGUCUGAGAGAGAAUAUAUAUUGGAGACUGAAUUACAAAGUGGAGAAGGGAAACGUACUUUUUGCAUCACUAAUUCAGAAGUUGAGCCUGGUAAUCUGCCCCAGGAUCUAGUUCUGUGUGAAACCCAUCUUGAUCAAGGCUCAGCUCCUGCCUCCA
Eucalyptus grandis is the source of this 914-nucleotide messenger RNA. RefSeq lists its product as uncharacterized. Lineage: Eukaryota; Viridiplantae; Streptophyta; Magnoliopsida; Myrtales; Myrtaceae. The coding region runs from base 360 to 869 and encodes 169 amino acids. The transcript has 3 exons. The record is from RefSeq and is a predicted model, not a curated record.